Molecule: messenger RNA, 668 nt
Organism: Eleginops maclovinus (Patagonian blennie)
Lineage: Eukaryota; Metazoa; Chordata; Actinopteri; Perciformes; Eleginopidae
Product: dickkopf-related protein 3-like
Exons: 6
Coding region: 1-495 (164 amino acids)
Biological process (GO): negative regulation of canonical Wnt signaling pathway; multicellular organism development
Cellular component (GO): extracellular region
Molecular function (GO): co-receptor binding; receptor antagonist activity
Source: RefSeq, a predicted model, not a curated record
AUGGUUGACGGCAUCAGCAUUAGAAACAGUGUGUGCCCUGUGGCCUUCACCAUCAAGCAGAAGUGUGAACUGUCCAAUGGCCACCAUGAGGUCAUCCUUACAUUCUCCAAUGUCAUCCAAGCCUGUGUCCUGGAAAAGUCUCACAAGUCCCUCUGUUAUGGCCUGCGCGGUUCGCCCUGCACUAAGGAUGAGGAGUGUUGCUCUGAUCAGAUGUGUGUGUGGGGCCAGUGCACAGUGAACGCCACCUCAGGAGCAGAGGGGACCAUCUGUCAGGGUCAGAGCGACUGCAUGCCCGACCUCUGCUGCGCCUUCCAGAGAGAGCUGCUGUUUCCAGUGUGUAAUCCCAAACCCGAGAAGGGGGAGUCCUGUUGGAGCCACCCCAACCUGCUGGUGGACAUGCUGGCCUGGGACCAGGAGGGGCCCCGGGACCACUGCCCCUGUGCCCUCAACCUCCAGUGCCAACCCCAGGGACGUGGAUCUGUUUGUGGAGAGUAACUGGAGACGGAGAGAACAUGAAGAAGAUAAAUAUGAAAGCUGUCCAAGCACACCUGCUGACCAACAGUUUAGAAAAUAAGAUGUUGCGUCAAAACAGGACUUGCACUGUAAUAGUUAUGCCUUGCAAUCAAUGUGUAUUGUAUAUCAUUAAGCCAAUAAAACACUUGUUUUUA